This is a messenger RNA of Vicia villosa (hairy vetch), 5743 nucleotides long. RefSeq names its product putative disease resistance RPP13-like protein 1. The coding region runs from base 221 to 3874 and encodes 1217 amino acids. Gene Ontology annotation, molecular function: ADP binding; protein binding. The transcript has 2 exons. Lineage: Eukaryota; Viridiplantae; Streptophyta; Magnoliopsida; Fabales; Fabaceae. Gene Ontology annotation, biological process: defense response to other organism. The record is from RefSeq and is a predicted model, not a curated record.
UCAGGUCUGAGGGCCUUCCUAGAAAUCCCUUCAUAGAGGGUCCACCGUUGUAGUCUUCGCUUAACAAAUAAUAACUGUCCACUUCGGUAGUCACUUGAUCUGGAUUGACAGUCUCUUUUCAACAACCACCGGCGACUUUCAAAAAUCAAAGAGAAAGGCAUUCUUCAUUUUGUUGUCAUUUCUUUUUCUCAACUUCUUUUUCUUACAAACAAAGUAACUAAUGGAUGCAAUUCAGACAGAAACCCUCCUGUCACUCUCAAAUUCUGUCAAGCUGCUGAUACAAAAGAUUGUUUCUAUAGACAACUUCCCGAAGACGAAGCUUGAUGUUUCACUCUUGACAAACCUGAAAAGAACGCUGGUGGAUCUUGAAGAUGUACUUUACUAUGCUAACAACAAACUCGUCACCACUCAAGCUAACAACAAAUCGCUGAAUUUCUUGACGCGUGCUGUUUUUCAAGUUGCCAAUUUGCUUGACGAAAACCAUUCUUUACGGUAUGAUGAUAACCAGAACAAAAAUCAUUCUCGUUUAACUUUUUUCAUUGCACUGAUUAAGUCUAAAACGGGAAGUUUAAUUCAAAUAUUACACGGCUUAAGUUCAAGAAAACAACUUGGUUAUGAAUCUACUAUAUAUGGAAGAGACACUGAUAUUGAGAAACUUAAGCAUCUUUUGUUGUCUAGAGAUAGUGAUGGCGAUAGUAAAAUAAGAGUGAUUUCUAUUGUCGGUAUGGGAGGGAUUGGUAAAACAACUCUUGCCCAACACCUUUACAAUCAUCCUCAAGUUAAUGACAAAUUUGAGUUAAAAGUAUGGGCAGAUUUCUCAAAUGAUGAUGAUGAUUUCAGUGUUUUUGAAAACGCUCUUGAAUCUAUUACUUCACAAACAACCACUAAUGAUACAACUGAAAUCAAGACCUUUUACCCAAACUUUUUACUGGUAUUGGAUGGUGUGUGGGAUGCGAGAUUUGUCAAUUGGACAUUACUCAUGGAUAUCUUUAAUGCCGGAGAAACAGGAAGUAGAGUCAUCGUCACAACACGAGAUGAGAGAAUUGCAAUAUCCAUGUGUACCUUUCUUUCUGUCCAGUAUCUGACACCUUUGAAAGUUGAAGAUUGUUGGUCUUUACUUGCCGAACAUGCAUUUGGAGAACAUCAACAAUCCUAUCCAGAAGGAAUUGGCGCAAUUAAAAAAGAAAUACAUGAAGAAAUUGGAAGAAAAAUUGCAAAAAGGUGUGAUGGAUUACCAUUAGCUGCUGUAGAAUAUGGGGCUCUUCUUCGCAUCUCAUUGGACCCAUAUGAUUGGAAUUAUGUGCUAGAAAGUCACGUUCAGGAAACAGCUUAUGAGGUGCUAGCUUCUCUCAAAUUAAGCUACAAUUUCCUUUCUGAUCCUUUAAAAAGGUGUUUUCAAUAUUGUUCAAUUUUUCCAAAAAAGUCCAUCUUAGAAAAAAAGAUGGUAGUUCAGUUGUGGAUUGCAGCAGACUUACUAAGAUUCUCGUCUACAAAUCAAGAAAAAGUUGGAGAAGAAUACUUUGAUGAACUAGUGUCAAGGUCUUUGAUACAUCGACGAUCUAUUGGUGAUGAUGAAAGAAACUUUCGAAUGCACAACUUCAUCCAUGAUUUAACUAUAGAGGUUACACCUUCAGAGGUUUUUUCUCCAUGUUGUACCGAUAUGGACAAACAUAACCGAGAGUAUAAAAUGCGCAAUUUCUCAUACAUUAGAGGGACAUAUGAUUCAUAUGACAAAUUUGAUAAAUUACAGGGAGUAAAAGGUCUGCGUAUCUUUCUAGCAUUCCCAUUACAAGAACAAUUGCCUCUUUCUUUGCUAUCAAGUAAGGUACUAAAUGACUUGCUUCCAAGGAUGAGACAAUUACUGGUGUUGUCUCUGUCAAACUACAAGAGUAUCACCAAGGUUCCCUACUCUAUUGGAAAUUUGUUAAACUUGCAAUACUUAAAUCUUUCUCACACAAAUAUUGAAAGGUUGCCUUCUGUAACAUGCAAGCUUUACUAUCUGCAGUUUUUGUUGUUGGCAGGAUGUAAAAGGUUUACCGAAUUGCCAAAGGACAUGGGAAAAUUGAUUAAAUUGCGCCACCUUGACAUUAGUAACACCGCAUUGAGGGAAUUGCCGGAGGACGUGGGAAAAUUGAUCAACCUAAGCAUCCUUGACAUUAGUAACACCGCAUUGAGGGAGAUGCCAGUACAAAUAGCCAAACUAGAAAAUCUCCACACUUUGUCUGACUUUGUUGUCAGCAAACAUAAUGGUGGAUUGAAUAUUGCAGAUCUAGGAAAACUGGAUCUACAUGGAAAACUUUCAAUCUCACAGUUACAAAAUGUUAAUGACCCCUCUGAAGUAGAUCGAGCCAAUAUAAAGAUGAAAGAACAAAUAGACGAGUUAGCUUUGGAAUGGGAUUGUGGUAUUACUUUUUUAGAUUUACAAAUUCAAAGUGUUGUACUUGAAAAAUUGCAACCCUCAACAAGUUUGAAAAGUCUUACCAUCAAAGGCUAUGCUGGAAUCAGCUUUCCAAAUUGGCUAGGUGAUUCUUUAUUUAGCAACAUAGUGUAUUUAAGGAUCUCAAAUUGUACUGAUUGUUUAUGGCUUCCACCCCUUGGACAGUUGGGUAAUCUGAAAGAACUCGUUAUUGAAGGGAUGCAAUCAGUAGAGACAAUUGGUCUCGAGUUCUAUGGAAGUGAUAGUUCUUCAUUUCAACUGUUUCCCUCUUUGGAGACUUUACAAUUUGAGGAUAUGCCAGUGUGGGAGGAAUGGAACUUGAUUGUUGGUACAGCUACAGAGUUUCCUAGUUUAAAAUCUUUGUCACUGAGUAAGUGCCCAAAACUGAUGGUAGGAAACAUAAUUGACAAAUUUUCUUCCUUAACUGAACUUGUAUUAAGAGAAUGUUCUCUGCUGGAGCAAUCAAUUCCAUCAUCACAUCAUGUAUUCAAGCAACUGAUGUUCCCUCUGAAUCCUCUUAGACACUUGACCAUAGACGGCUUUCCAUCUCUAAUUUCGUUCCCAACUGACGGUCUACCAAAAACCUUGAAAGUUCUCAUAAUCAGUAAUUGUGAGAAUCUAGAAUUCCUUACUCAUGACUACUUGCAUAAUUAUACAUCACUUGAGGAAUUGAAAAUAUCUUAUAGCUGUAGUUCAAUGAUAUCUUUUACCUUAGGCACUCUCCCUGUCCUCAAGAGUCUGUUUAUUGAAGGUUGUAUAAAUCUGAAAUCAAUAUUAAUUGCAGAAGACGAGUCGGAAAAGAGUCUCUCAUUUCUUAGAAGCAUCAAAAUAUGGGAUUGUAAUGAACUGGAGUCAUUUCCCCCAGGUGAAUUGGCAACUCCAAACCUUGUUUAUAUUGCACUGUGGAAGUGUGAGAAACUUCAUUCACUGCCAGAAGCAAUGAACAGUCUAGCUGGCCUUCAAGAAAUGGAAAUUGAUAAUCUGCCAAAUCUUCAAUCUUUUGUCAUAGAUGAGUUACCUAGCAGUUUACGGAAACUGUCUGUUGGCCCUAUUGGUGGGAUUAUGUGGAAUACUGAGCCAACUUGGGAACAUCUCACUUGUCUCUCGGAGUUGCGAAUUAACGGUGAUGAUGUGGUGAACACGUUGAUGGGGCCAUUGCUACCAACAUCGCUUGUGAAACUGUGUAUUUGUGGUCUUAAUGAUACAAGCAUUGAUGAGAAGUGGCUUCAGCAUCUCACUUCUCUCCAAAACCUUGAGAUUAUUAACGCUCCCAAACUCAAGUUGUUGCCAAAGAAAGGAUUUCCUUCCUCUCUUUCUAUACUAAGUGUGACUCGUUGUCCAUUAUUGGAAGCAAUUUUGCGGAACAAGUGGGGGAAAGAAUGGCGUAAGAUUGCUCACAUUCCCUCCAUAAUUAUUGAUGACGAAUUGAUCACCUGAGUCUUGUUCUGGUGAGUCUUUCAAAUACUUAUCUUUUUGUUUCUUUCAUAUUAUGUUAUCAUCAAUUAUUGUGAAUUUCAAUAGUAACGUAGAAAUACAAUUAUUGUAUUUUGUGUCACCCUGCAUCUUCCCAAUCUUGCUACUGUAAGAAGCAAAUUCACCUCAAAACCUGCUACCAAGUUCAGUAAAUUGUUUUACUGUUCAGGAAUGAUGAAAAAGAGAAAACACCACUGACUCCAAAUAUGUUGGGUGUUCUUUUAGUCUAUAUGACUUCAUAUAUAUUUAAAUGAGUUGGUUUUAAUUGUUGACUGUAUAUCAACCUUUUUUAACAUGGUUUAACUUCCUCUAUAUUCUAUUAGUCUAAUACAUAUCAUUUGUUUAUGCAUUUCCAUAUUUGUGUUUAUUCAAAUGUCUUGAAUUGAUUUUUUUUCCUUAUGUUAGUCAAUUAGGAAUGAUGAGGUGAAUCGUGAAAUAAUUGAAUUUAGCAAUACAAAAAGAAAUGACAUGAUUGAUGCAAUUGGCCAGGCUUGACAUGUAGUUUUUCUUGUUGGUAAUUAGUUAGGCUUUAUCGUGUACUCCGUUUGUGUUCCUUUAGAAAAACCGGAAUAGUGAGUUAUAGUAAUUUAGAUUGUUUGUUUUAUUUUCCCCGAGUCCUAUAUAUGUUAGUUCAUUGUUAAACACUGACCAACUCCAUCAUCAUUAGUGCCUAAAAUACUGUCCAUGUCGAAUAUUGUUUGCUUCGGGCUACUGUGUGUUCUACUAUAAAUUGAACACCAUCAAACUUGACAUGUUAUUUUUAUGUCAGGUUUGUAUUUUCUCAACUGGAGGUAGAUUCGCCCAAUGGUUUUCUCCACAAAUCCGAAUGAUGUAUGGGAAUAUGCAGGCCUUCGUUGAGAGGUCCUCGACAAAAGUUAAGUUGAGCAUUCAUCCUAUAUUUCAUGCAUUCAGAAAACGAGCCAUGCAGGCAAGAGUUCAGUUGAGCAUAGCAACAAUAUAUCCAGCUCUGUUGCUGACAUUGCAGCAGAUUCAUCUUUUUCGUUAUUUUCAAACACACUCAAAUUUGAACCAUUUUCUUGACCUGUAAGAGGACAUGAGAUUAAUCAGUAAAAAUAUACCCAUUUGGACUGAAGGGUGAUUGUGUAACUGGAACCAAGAUGGAAGCAGUGGCUGGCAUCUCAGCUCAGGACUCAGAAAAGAAGAUAAUUGCUUGAGCAACUCCUACAAGCAGCAAUUAUCUACAAGAGUUGAUUUUGCAGAAACUAGUUUGCCGCAUAGCGUUGGAUGCAGUAGAGGAUCCUUACUCAUGAAAAUCAAAGAGGAGAAGUGUUUUCAUAUAAGCUGCAUUUUUAUGUGAUUUCUAAUGCCAUUCUUAUUCUUGAAAACUUAGGGUGACUUUUUAUGCUAGAAGCACUUUUCCAAGCUUUGUGGUGGUGUUAUUUGAAAAGAUUCUUUCUAGUACUUUUGGUUCUACAAUACAAUUUUUCACAUGAUGCCUUGUUAUUUUCACAUGAGCAGUAGCCUAAAAGACGAUUUGUUCAAAUAUAUCAAAUUAAAAAUAUUAUUAGAACCUGGUUAAGUGUUAACCGGUAUAGUAAUGUAAUCUUAUGUAUUAUAUAUAUUUUUACGUUGGCCUUAUGAUCAAACACAGAUGAAAUUAGAUACUACUUCUUCUGCCAAAAUCUUCAAGUAUUAUACAUAUUUUUAUUCAAUAUGAAACUCUUAGUCAUACUUGAUAUAUAAAUAAUUAUAACAUUUAAUUUUCUCCUGAUAAUAUUAGAACUGAUGUGGUCGCACUAGAGAGUUAUUGGUUAAGCCGUAUGACUAAUUCGGAUAAAGUCAAAUGAUUCCGUCACACAACUUAGUCUCGAU